AUGGAGUUUGACACCAAAAUCCCCAAAUCCGUCACCAGCGACCCUCUCUCCUUUGCGAGCGAGUCUGUCCGCAAGAGGUGGCCCGUCAUUCUGACUGGUACCGUCAAUGACAUCUACAAGACCAUCUCCCAGACCGACGAUGCCGAGAAGCAGGCCGAGGGCAAAAAGAUUGUCGAGCAGCUCGGCGCCCUCAAGUACGAGGUUGAGCACAACCGACCCCUGACUCCAAUCGUCGACGAUGGUUUCACCGACGAAGUCGCCGAGUACAAUAAGGAGGUGGCCGCCCUCGGCAAUCCUCCGACCUGGCAUGACGUCCCAUGGCUCUUUUCGGAGUGCUACAUGUAUCGACGCAUUAGCACCUUUUUUUCCACCACCAAGCACUGGAAAGAGUACGACCUCUUUUACCGCCAGAAGAUGGACACGUUUCGCACCUCGCGCAACGCCGUCCUCGAGCUCGCCGCCCGCUACAAGGAAUUCGUCACGGAGCUCCAAAAGGACAAGCCCGCCACGCACAACCUCGACGCCGAAAAGACGCUCUUUACCGAAAUGUUUGAGGUGUGCCUCUGGGGCAACGCCACCGACUUGUCCCUACUGACCAACAUGACGUACGAGGACAUUCAGAAGCUGCAGGGCAGCGAGGCGCGCAAGGCGGCCGAGAAGAACAUCAUCGCAAACGACCUCCCCCAAGUGUACGAGUCGCUGCGCCAGGCCCGCGCCGCGGGCAAGGAGGAGCGCCGCGUCGACUUUGUCCUCGACAAUGCGGGCUUUGAGCUCUGGGUCGACCUCAUCCUCGCUGGCUUCCUGCUCGCGUCGGGCCUGGCCACGCAGAUUGUGCUGCGGCCCAAGUCGAUUCCCUGGUUUGUGUCGGACGUGCUGCCGGCGGAUUUCUCGGGGCUGCUGAAUGCGAUUCAGGACCCGCGCGCGUUCUUUGAGACGCCCUCGGAGGAUGACAAGCUGCAGGGCAAGACGCCGGCCAAGCUGUCGGACAAGGAGGUGGCGGAUCUCGAGUUUGUGUUUCAGCACUGGACAGAGGCGCACGCCGAGGGGCAGCUUGUGAUGCGCCCGGAUCGCUACUGGACUGCGGGGGGCAGUUUCUGGCGCUUGCCGCAUCAGAGACCCGACUUACUCGAGGACCUGAAGGAGGCCGAGCUCGUCAUCUUCAAGGGCGAUCUCAACUACCGCAAGCUGACUGGUGAUGCUUGGUGGGAUCCUACCACACCGUACACCGAGGCUCUCGGCCCCAUGGGCCCAGCGUCGGGCGCCAACAUUAUGUCCCUGCGUACCGUCAAGGCCGAUGUCGUGGUAGGUCUCCCCCCCGGCAAGGACGAGGAGCUCAAGGCUACGCCGAAUGGUGGUGGCGAUACGGGGGCUCGCAAAUGGGGCUGGCACGGCAAGUGGGCUGUUGUGUCUUUUUCCAAAGGUCAUUAA
This is a messenger RNA of Beauveria bassiana ARSEF 2860, 1428 nucleotides long. Its product is annotated as DUF89 domain protein. Lineage: Eukaryota; Fungi; Ascomycota; Sordariomycetes; Hypocreales; Cordycipitaceae. The transcript has 5 exons. Gene Ontology annotation, biological process: DNA damage response. Gene Ontology annotation, cellular component: nucleus; cytoplasm. The coding region runs from base 1 to 1428 and encodes 475 amino acids. Gene Ontology annotation, molecular function: phosphatase activity. The record is from RefSeq and is a predicted model, not a curated record.